This is a messenger RNA of Oncorhynchus gorbuscha (pink salmon), 3054 nucleotides long. RefSeq names its product transducin-like enhancer protein 4. The record is from RefSeq and is a predicted model, not a curated record. The transcript has 19 exons. Gene Ontology annotation, cellular component: nucleus; transcription regulator complex. NCBI's taxonomy places the organism in Eukaryota, Metazoa, Chordata, Actinopteri, Salmoniformes, Salmonidae. Gene Ontology annotation, molecular function: transcription corepressor activity; protein binding. Gene Ontology annotation, biological process: regulation of DNA-templated transcription; negative regulation of canonical Wnt signaling pathway. Bases 123 to 2246 code for a protein of 707 amino acids.
AGCCCUUCAAGUUCACUGUGUCAGAGUCAUGUGACCGGAUCAAGGAGGAGUUUCAGUUCCUACAGGCUCAGUUUCACAGUCUGAAACUGGAGUGUGAGAAACUGUCCAGUGAGAAGACAGAGAUGCAGAGACACUAUGUUAUGUACUAUGAGAUGUCUUAUGGACUCAACAUUGAGAUGCACAAACAGGCGGAGAUGGUGAAGCGACUGAAUGCUAUCUGUGCCCAAGUCAUCCCGUUCCUUUCACUAGAGCACCAGCAGCAGGUGGUCCAGGCGGUGGAAAGAGCAAAACAGGUCACCAUGGCUGAACUAAACUCUAUCAUCGGGCAGCAGCUCCAUGCCCAGCACCUGUGUCAUGGCCCUGCCCUCCCGGUGCCCCUCAUGACCCAACCUUCUGGGCACCAACCCCCUCAACCACCCCUACCCACCGCGGGUGGUGCCAGCCUCCUGGCCCUCUCCUCUGCCCCCCUACCCACCGCGGGCAGCAGCAGCCUCCUGGCCCUCUCCUCCGCCCUCGCUGCCCAUCAGCUGCCCCUAAAGGAGGACAAAAAACACAAGGACAACACAGACAGAGAAAGAGACUCAGUCAAGAGUCCGUCUGUGUCCCCCUCCUCCAGUUUCCGAGCAGUAGAGAAGCACAGGAGUUCAGGUGACUCCUCAGACAGCAAGAAACAGAAAAUGGCUGAAAAGGAGCUGAGCGCCACACGUUACGACAGCGACGGGGAGAAGAGUGAUGACAGCCUAGUGGUGGAUGUCUCUAAUGAGGAUCCUGCCUCUCCAAGAGGAAGCCCCACUCACUCCCCUCGUGAGAACCGAUUGGAUAAGAGCCGUCUGCUGAAGAAGGAAGUCCCUCCCCUCAGCCCCGCCUCUAUGGCCUCAUCCAGUAGUACGCCCUCCAACAAGUCCAAAGACCUCAUCAUGAAUGAGAAGUCCAGCACCCUGACCCCCACCCCCAGCAGCACCUCGACCCCCGGUCUGAGAGGGAAAACGUCAGGACUAGAGGGCCCUGGUCUGCGUCCCCUGGCGUUGCCGUGUCCUUACCCGGGUGCGUUUGGCAUGGUGCCCCACCCAAGCCUCAACGGGCUGAAUGGCGACCUGGGCGGAGCCAGCGCCUACGCCUCCCUACACAACCUGUCUCCUCAGAUGAGUGCAGCUGCUGCAGUCGCGGCCUACGGACGAUCACAAGUGGUUGGUUUUGACCCCCACCACCACAUGAGGGUCCCUGGUCUUCCUCCCAACCUCUCUGGCACUCCUGGAGGAAAACCAGCCUACUCCUUCCACGUGAGUACAGAGGGCCAGAUGCAGCCGGUACCGUUCCCUCCGGACGCCCUGAUAGGCCCAGGGAUUCCCCGGCACGCCCGUCAGAUCAACACGCUGAGCCACGGCGAGGUGGUGUGUGCUGUCACUAUAUCCAACCCAACCAGACACGUCUACACAGGAGGGAAGGGCUGUGUCAAGAUCUGGGACAUCAGCCAGCCCGGCAGCAAGAGCCCUGUGUCACAACUAGACUGUCUGAACAGAGACAACUACAUCCGUUCAUGCCGGCUGCUGCAUGACGGGCGGACUCUGAUCAUAGGAGGCGAAGCAUCCACACUUUCAAUCUGGGACCUAGCCUCACCCACCCCGCGUAUCAAGGCAGAGCUAACGUCUUCCGCCCCGGCCUGCUAUGCCCUCGCCAUCUCCCCCGAUGCCAAGGUCUGCUUCUCCUGCUGCAGCGACGGGAACAUCGCCGUCUGGGACCUUCACAACCAGACACUGGUCAGGCAGUUCCAAGGCCAUACGGACGGGGCUAGCUGUAUAGAUAUCUCUCACGAUGGGACCAAGCUGUGGACAGGAGGUCUGGACAACACCGUACGCUCCUGGGACCUGAGGGAGGGACGGCAGCUACGUCAGCAUGACUUCACCUCACAGAUCUUCUCUCUAGGGUACUGUCCUACAGGGGAGUGGUUAGCUGUAGGGAUGGAGAACAGUCAUGUAGAGGUGCUCCACGUCACCAAGCCAGAGAAAUACCAGCUACAUCUCCAUGAGAGCUGUGUCCUCUCCCUCAGGUUUGCUCACUGUGGUAAAUGGUUUGUGAGUACCGGGAAAGACAACCUGCUGAACGCAUGGAGAACCCCUUAUGGAGCCAGCAUAUUCCAGUCUAAGGAGUCAUCCUCAGUGCUAAGCUGUGACAUCUCUGGGGAUGACAAGUACAUUGUGACUGGCUCUGGAGACAAGAAGGCCACCGUCUAUGAGGUCAUCUACUAGACACCUGACAUUGACUUGUCACCCGACCAAAAAACGACCCUGUCCGAGGGUAUUUUGUCUGUCCUGUGAUGUAGUUUUGCUUGAAAACGGACAACUUCCUAAUAUGGAUUCCGUACACCAUCCUCUCCCCCCAGUGCCCCCACCCCAGGACUGAUAUGGAUUCUGUUCUGCACCCCUGACCUGGAUGUGGACCAAUCAAAAUGCCUGAACAGAACAGAACCAAAUACUGGAGACUUCUCUUCUUCGGACUGUUUUGUUUUCUAUCGAACCAAUGACUUUUCUAACACUUGUUUCCACGAAGACGAAUGAAGCCUCGUCUAGGAGUCCAGAUAGAGGGGACAUUCUGGAAUGAUAAAAUAUGACAAAACGCCAAAAUAUCGUCCCUUGUAUCACACCAGGAAAUUACAUUUUUCCUGAUGCUUUUCUCAACACCCGGAGAAACUGCUGGUUGUCAUCGGAACUUGUAAACAAGGCUGCAUGGUAUUUAUCUUAAUGUGACUCAAUGCAGCCACUGGCAACGUCCAGGAUAGGUUUGCCUGGAACCGCUUGUGGAUUUGAUAGCUCUAUCGCAGCACCUCCUGACACGGCUGAUUGAAUCGGGCCCUAAAAUGCCUUUCAAAUGAGCGGUUGGACAAGUAGUGUCAGACUUAUUGACCUGAGAAAGACAGUUAGCUGAUGAACUUAUUGACCUGAGAAAGACAGUUAGCCGAUGAACUUAUUGACCUGAGAAAGACAGUAAGCUGACAAACUUAUUGACCUGAGAAAGACAGUUAGCUGGUGAACUUAUUGUCCUUGGAAAGAUAGUUAG